AUGCUCAGUCUACUGCGCCCCCUGCUGGCCGUCUGCUUGUACUUGCUGCUGCCCGGCGGCCAGGGCUGGAACCCCGGGUACAACAAUGGCUUUCACUACCAGGACAUCAGCAACGGGAACGGAAACGGAGAGAUCUAUUUUAACGGGAUUCGCCUCCACGUGGAUUCCCCGCAGCUUUCAGUGUCGGCCACCAGGGGGAGCACCGUCACCCUCCCCUGUCACUACCACUACGAGCCUGAACUGUCCGCACCACGCAGGACCCGGGUCAAAUGGUCCUGGUUGCCUGCCAACACCAUACAUGCACCUGCUUCCCCCGAAGCCUUCGCCAGGGAAACUGAGGUUAUGGUCGCCAUGGGCAACCGUCACCGCAGCUAUGGCAGCUUCAGGGGCCGCGUGCGCUUGCGACGUUCGGCACCAGGGGAUAUGUCCCUAGUGAUAAAUGAGCUGCAACUCAACGACACCGGCAGAUACCGAUGUGAGGUGAUUGAUGGCUUGGAGGACGAGAGUGUGACGGUGGAGCUGGAGCUACGAGGCGUGGUGUUCCCCUACUACUCUAAGAAAGGACGCUACCAGUUUAACUUCUUUGGGGCCCAACAAGCAUGCCAGGAUCAGGAGGCCACUCUGGCUACGUUUGAGCAACUCUUCACAGCGUGGGAGGAGGGGCUAGACUGGUGUAAUGCUGGCUGGUUGGCUGAUGGCACAGUGCAGUAUCCAAUCACAGUCCCACGUGACGGCUGCGGGGGCGUGGAUAUAGCUCCUGGUCUGCGCAGCUACGGACAACGGCAUCGCCUUCUCUACCGCUAUGAUGCUUUCUGUUUCUCUGCCUCGGUCAAGGGGACUGUGUACUUCUUAAACAACCAGACCAAGCUCAACUUUACAGAAGCGGUCCAGGCUUGUGCCAGUGAUGGAUGUCAAAUUGCCAAAGUGGGCCAGCUGUACGCAGCCUGGAGGCUGAUGGGAUUGGACCGCUGUGAUGCCGGAUGGUUGGCUGAUGGGAGUGUCCGUUAUCCUAUAACAAAGGCCCGAGCUAACUGCGGCCCACCAGAACCAGGGGUGCGUAGUUUUGGGUUCCCCCCUUUAUACCUGAAAUUUGGUGUCUACUGUUAUCGGUAGAUUCUUUCCCCACAACACAAGAGACAAACAAACCUGCAGCACUGGUCCAAGCUCUGCUUGAGAGGUUAGCCUUGGCUGUAGCCUGGAAGCUAAUUAGCAGUUAGCCAGUUUGUUCAUUACUGAGAUAUUUUGAUGUCAUGUGGGUUAAUUGCUCUCCACCUCCAUAAGACUGUAACUGAUCAGUGUUGAACUCAACUACCAGUCAACAACUGUUAAACUAUAAGCAUCCAUUAUGCAAUGCCAUUUGUACAAAAUAUUUACAUUAUAUGGCCAGAAGUAUGUGGACACAACCAUUACACCCACAUCUCUUUCUAAAACUAUGGGCAUUAUUUUUGCUGCUGUAACAGCAUCCGCUCUUCUGGGAAGGCUUGCUUCAAGAUUUUGGAACCUUUUCGCAGAAAUUUGGUCUCAUUUCGUCAUUGGAUGGGUUUGAGGUCAUGGCUCUAUGCAGGCCAGUCAAGUUCUUCCCCACCGAAUUCUGAAUUUUUUUACAUGGGGGGCAUUGUCUUGUGGAAAUAGGAAAGGACCUUCCACAAACUAUCGGAAGCGCACCAUUGUAGAAAAUAUCUUUUUAUCUACCUAAAUUUGAACCUAAGGGUACUAACUGACCAUGAAAACAAUCCAUGAGUAGUAUUAUUAUUAUAUGGGGUGUCCACAUUUUAUUGGCCAUUUAGUGUAUAGUGUCUAACAACAGAAAAAUAUAUCACAUUCCCAUAAGUUUGUUUGUAGAUUCAGUAAUUUUUUGCUGCAAGUUUUCCCUCACAGGUCAAAUCAAGCUAAUGUUGCUCCAAGUUCUUUGCCACAGUUUCUUAUUGCCUUUUUGAUAGCUCAAGAAGGACCGUAAACGGGGGAUAACACACAGCAAAGGGCUGUGAUCUUCAUACUCAAAUUAAAUCACUGCUCCCCAACCGUACCUCAAUCCUUUACCUACCCUCUAUUUAUUCAACACACCAUUGACGUUGUCUGUUUUCUGCUGUGCUCGUCAGAACAUUUAAACAUUCAAUCUUGGGAGCUUCAUACUACAACCACAAACUUCUGGGUUAAGUGCCUUGCUAAAAGGCACCUUGAUGGUUGAGGAAGUGGGGGGUGUUUCUCAUUAUUGUCCUGUCAGAUCUGUCCAGUUGGUCCACGAUUGUACUCUUACUAACUGAAGGUUACUCUUUCUGUCUUUCUAACACUGUGAAAUAUACUAGAGUCUUUGUUUGUCUCCUGAAAUGUUUGUGUAUCCCAUUUUAUUAAGUGUAAUGCAUCUCUUUUUCAUUUUUCUGGGUGAUUAAGAGUAGUGCUCUAUGGUGGAGAGUUAUGAUUGAGUAUCUGUAUUGUUGUAAUAUUUAAACUAUAUUGUUGACAUCCAUUGUGGAAGAAGAAACAGUGUUUCGUUACAUGUAUCAUUUGUUUUUCAGCAUAUAUGUCUAAGCAUUUGUACCAUUUUCUACAAAGUAAUUAAAACACCACUUUUGAGA
Molecule: messenger RNA, 2576 nt
Organism: Etheostoma spectabile (orangethroat darter)
Lineage: Eukaryota; Metazoa; Chordata; Actinopteri; Perciformes; Percidae
Gene: hapln3
Product: hyaluronan and proteoglycan link protein 3
Exons: 4
Coding region: 1-1113 (370 amino acids)
Biological process (GO): cell adhesion; central nervous system development; positive regulation of neuroblast proliferation
Cellular component (GO): perineuronal net; synapse
Molecular function (GO): hyaluronic acid binding
Source: RefSeq, a predicted model, not a curated record